GACAAGUGCUGCGACUGCUGCAUGUGCUUCUGCUGCUGCAUCGACCUUGGCUAGUUGAAGAUGGCAGGGAAGGCGUGGAGGUCAACGAUUCUUAAUCUACUAAGACAGUGGGGUUUAUCGUUCAAUGGCAAGGAUAAAAUCGAGGCUCAGGAAGUGUCGCGGGUGGUUGGAGCUUUGAAGAAAGGAACUCUACAACCCAGGACUUUCAUCCGUGGAAUACAAACUGUCACUUUAAUCCCUGGUGAUGGAAUUGGUCCAGAGAUCUCCACUGCCGUCAUGAAGAUCUUUGAAGCAGCUAAAGCACCUAUUCAGUGGGAAGAGAGAAAUGUUACAGCCAUCCAAGGACCUGGUGGCAAAUGGAUGAUCCCUCCUGAUUGCAAAGAAUCGAUGGACAGGACCAAAAUUGGCCUAAAAGGUCCUCUGAAGACACCAAUAGCUGCUGGUCAUCCCUCUAUGAAUCUGCUGCUGAGGAAAACCUUUGACCUCUAUGCCAAUGUGCGCCCCUGCGUGUCCAUUGAGGGCUACAAGACCCCCUACACUGAUGUGAACCUGGUCACCAUCAGAGAGAACACUGAGGGAGAAUACAGUGGGAUUGAACAUGUGAUUGUUGAAGGAGUUGUACAGAGUAUUAAGCUCAUUACAGAGCAAGCCAGCGAACGCAUCGCAGAGUAUGCUUUUGAAUAUGCCAGAAAUAAUCAGAGGGCCAGUGUUACUGCUGUUCAUAAGGCCAAUAUUAUGCGCAUGUCAGAUGGGCUUUUCCUACGAAAAUGCAGAGAGGCUGCUGAAAAGCACAAAGACGUGAAAUUCACGGAGAUGUACUUGGAUACUGUUUGCCUUAAUAUGGUACAGGAUCCCACACAGUUCGAUGUAUUAGUGAUGCCAAAUUUGUAUGGAGACAUCUUGAGUGAUCUUUGUGCUGGAUUAAUUGGAGGUCUUGGAGUGACUCCUAGUGGAAACAUUGGCGCCAAUGGUGUUGCCAUAUUUGAGUCGGUUCAUGGAACUGCCCCAGAUAUAGCAGGAAAAGACAUGGCCAACCCCACCGCCUUGCUGCUCAGUGCAGUCAUGAUGCUGCGGCACAUGGGCCUGCAUGGCCACGCCAAGAAGAUUGAAACUGCCUGCUUUGACCUCAUUCGAGAUAAAAAGGUUCUAACAAAAGACCUGGGAGGAAACUCAAGGUGCUCAGAAUUCACAGAAGCAAUAUGUCAACGAGUGCGGGAUCUGGACUAAAAUGACGCUAAUAAGACCGCAAGUUAAUUAUUAGCGUGUCUUUAUGGCACCAUGUCAUGUUGUAUCUGCACAUUUUAAACCAUAUUAUGUAUUUUAAAAAUAUUCAGGAGUUAGAGAUCCUGAAUGUUUUAUCAUUCUCUGUGCACUCUGUACACUUUCUUAAAACCAACAGUUUCUGUAAUGUAGGUAUUGUAUAUGUGGUGGAUAUUGUCUAUUUAUUGGCUUCAUUUGGCCUCUUGUCUAAUGUAAUUGGCACUGUUAUUUCACAUAAAAGACACAUUCUGUAAAGUCCAUGAUCAAUUGAGAAACACUGAAAACUAUUCAAUCAUUUGUGUCGAUAUAUUUCACACAGCUUUAAUGUAUCCAAACAUAAUCAGGCUUCUGUAACAUGAAACGUGCAGAUGUUUUGCACUAAGUCUUUUCUGGCAUUCUGUUUUCUUGCUGCAAAUAUCAUGAAUGUUUAAAGAAAUUAAAAAUGAAUGUUACAAUGA
Molecule: messenger RNA, 1718 nt
Organism: Cottoperca gobio
Lineage: Eukaryota; Metazoa; Chordata; Actinopteri; Perciformes; Bovichtidae
Gene: idh3a
Product: isocitrate dehydrogenase (NAD(+)) 3 catalytic subunit alpha
Exons: 12
Coding region: 61-1227 (388 amino acids)
Biological process (GO): isocitrate metabolic process; tricarboxylic acid cycle
Cellular component (GO): mitochondrion
Molecular function (GO): NAD binding; isocitrate dehydrogenase (NAD+) activity; magnesium ion binding
Source: RefSeq, a predicted model, not a curated record